Molecule: messenger RNA, 3195 nt
Organism: Cynara cardunculus var. scolymus (artichoke)
Lineage: Eukaryota; Viridiplantae; Streptophyta; Magnoliopsida; Asterales; Asteraceae
Product: pentatricopeptide repeat-containing protein At4g21300
Exons: 3
Coding region: 570-3080 (836 amino acids)
Biological process (GO): RNA modification
Molecular function (GO): protein binding; RNA binding
Source: RefSeq, a predicted model, not a curated record
ACCCUUCAAACCGGGAAUCGGUUGUUUUUUUAUCUAACUACCUGAAAAACAGUAGGAAAUCCUAAAACGAAAACAGAUUUGCGGUUUGCGAACCCUAUUAGUUGAAGGUUAAAGUAUAUCGAGUAUCAAUUUUGUUGCCAUAGUAUCAUGUAUUAUAUGUUCUAUUGAUCUACAAGAUAAUAUGCUCAAGGUUUUAGGGUAUUGCAUUGAAGGAGAUGAGAAGAUGUUUGCCUGCAAGUACAUGUCUAACAAAAGCUUGGCCUUUUUUCUUUUUGGUUAGUAGUAUAUUCCUUCCAAUACAAAGCAUCGUCUAACAAAUCCAUAACUACAAUGUUGUCAUUUCAAGUAUUAUGACUGGUAUGUUGAGACAGACGAAACUGAGGUGCACUUAUUAUGGCCAAUGGGCUGGACGAUUUACCUUAAUGGUCUGUAAUUUCGUUGUCUACGUUACAGUUGGAUGAUUUACCUUAAAAACAAAAACUGUUAUAUCAAAUGGCAACAAGUUAUAGUUAUGGACUUGUUACAGCUCUUCGAGAUGGGAUAUGAACAAUGAGGAUUUAACUUAAGAUAUGUACCGAAGGAACCUCCUCUCAUUCCACAGGAGAUUAUUCCAGACAGCAUCAUCAAUAACCACAAAUACGUCGAUUGGGUUUUACCCAAACACCGAAGAGGAAUUAAUAUCCAAACUUGCAUCGGUCUUACAGUCUUGUUCACAUCAUAAUCCUGAUCCCCAUGUAAUUCAACAAGGCCAACAACUUCAUGCUCAGAUAAUCGUCAAUGGCAUCAACUAUGUGGGUCUACUGGGUUCAAGGUUACUUGGAAUGUACGUACUUUGUGGGAAAUUAUUUGAUGCUAAGACCAUGUUCUAUCAGCUUGAUUUGUUCUAUGCAUCGCCAUGGAAUUGGAUGAUUCGAGGGUUCACUAUGAUGGGGUGUUCCGAUUCCGCAUUAUUGGUUUAUUUUAAGAUGCUGGGAUGUGGAACUUGUCCUGAUAAGUAUACUUUUCCUUAUGUGAUCAAGGCUUGUGGUCAUUUGGGAGCAAUUGGGUUGGCAAAAUCUGUGCAUCAUACGAUUCGGAUAAUGGGUUUUGAGACGGAUGUUUAUGUUGGUAGUUCUUUGAUCAAAUUGUACACUGAAAAUGGUUGCAUUGAUGAUGCACGCAACCUGUUCGACAAAUUGCCUCAGAGAGAUGAUGUGUUGUGGAAUGUUAUCCUCAAUGGUUACUUAAAACAUGGGGAUUCGGAACAUGUCCUCUUACUCUUUAACCAAAUGAGGACUUCUGAGACUCGACCAGGGUCCGUGACCUAUGCGUGUGUUCUAUCUGCCUGUGCCUCUGGUGCAAAUAUUACACUUUGCACUCAGCUUCAUGGACUUCUUAUCAAAUGUGGACUGGUGGACGAUCCUCAGGUGCUCAACACGUUGAUUGGAGGGUAUGCAAAGUGCCAAAGGCUGUUUGAUGCCUGCGAGUUAUUCGAUAGCGUACAGGAAGCUGGUUCGGUUACUUGGAAUGUGAUCAUUGGUGGGCAUGUGCAGAAUGGACUUAUGAAUGCAGCUUCGGAUCUUUUUCGUAAGAUGAUAUCUGUAGGCACCAAACCAGAUACCAUCACUUUGGCAAGCUUCCUUCCUUCUGUAUCUGAGUCAACUCGUGUAAACCAAGGUAAAGAGAUCCAUUCUUACAUUUUAAGACAGAAUGUACAUUUGGAUGUAUUCUUGAAGAACGCACUUAUUGAUAUGUACUUUAAGUGUAGGGAGGUGGAGAUGGCACGCAACGUUUUCAACUGUAGUACUGCCGUAGAUAUCGUUAUAUGUACUGCUAUGAUAUCUGGGUAUGUGCUUAACGGGAUGAGCUCUGAUGCCUUAGAGAUUUUCCGAUGGUUGGUUAACCAGCAAAUGAGACCGAAUGCAGUUACACUCUCGAGUUCUUUACCAGCUUGUGCUGGUUUGGCUGCUUUGAAAUUGGGCAAGGAAUUGCAUGGUCAGAUUCUCAAGAAUCGGUUCGAAAGAAGGUGUUAUGUGGGAACAGCAGUCACGGAUAUGUAUGCAAAAUGUGGAAGACUUGAUCUUGCACAUGAAGUUUUCAUGAGGAUGCCUGAAAAGGAUGCUGUUUGUUGGAAUUCCAUGAUGACUAGCUUUUGCCAGAACGGUCGACCAGAAAAAGCUGUUGAUCUUUUUCGUGAAAUGGGUGCGAAAGGAGCCAAAUAUGAUUCCGUAAGCAUAUCCGCUGCUCUUUCUGCUUGUGCAAGUUUACCAUUGCCUGGCUUUGGGAAAGCAAUCCAUGGUUUCAUGACAAGAGGUGCACUGAAGAACGACCUUUAUGCAGAGAGUGCACUAAUAGACAUGUAUGCUAAAUGUGGAAACCUAGAAUCUGCAAGAAAAGUUUUCAACAUAAUGCAAGAGAAAAGUGAUGUGUCAUGGAAUAGUAUCAUUGCCGCUUACGGAAACCAUGGUCUUCUUCAAGAAUGUCUGUCUCUGUUUCACGAGAUGAAAGAAUUCGGAUUCCAGCCUGACCACGUUACGUUUCUGGCAAUAAUUUCUGCGUGCGAUCAUGCUGGUUUGGUCGAUGAUGGUUACUGCUACUUCAAGUCCAUGAUAGAUGAUUAUAAAAUUGCAGCACGAAUGGAGCAUUACACAUGUAUAAUUGAUCUGUUUGGCCGAGCUGGUCGGUUGAGUGAAGCCGUUGAGACCAUAAAGUCAAUGCCUUUCGAUCCCGAUGCUGGUGUUUGGGGCACGUUGCUGGGGGCGUCAAGGGUACAUGGGAACGUCGAGCUGGCUGAAAUGGCUUCAACACAUCUUUUUGAGAUGGACCCAAAGAAUUCCGGAUAUUAUGUUCUGCUGUCGAAUAUACAGGCAAAUGCUGGGAAAUGGGAAGGGGUUGAUAAAACAAGAAGCAUGAUGAAAGAUAGAGGAGUUGAGAAGGUGCCGGGUUAUAGCUGGAUCGAGGUGAACAACAAUGAUACGCACAUAUUUGGUGCUGCGGACUCGGCUAAUCCUCGUUCCGAUGAGAUUUAUACGUUGUUAAAUAACUUAGUUUUGGUGAUCAAGGAUGAAGGGAUGGUAUGUAACGAUUCAGAAACACUAUAACACAUGGUAGGGUUUUGUAAAACUCGCAUGAUCAUUUUUGGAGUAUUUUAGAUGUAUAAUUAUAUAAUUUUUUUAAUUAACUUUGUAUGUCAAAACAUUAAACAGUUUAAAAGCC